GAAAAGUUGCGUGUCACAGUCUCAGGCCUCAGGUUUUUGUCACUUGGGAGCCAUGCCGAUGCUCAUAGAAGAAUUGGACGAGGAGCCCGGGGGCACUGCCUACACUUUUCACCACCUGGCAGAUGCGAAGUUCUUCUCCUUCCAGUCCGCAGAGAUCCAGCCCUACUUUGAGAAGUGGGGCUUUGGCCCGGACAUGGCCAUGUGCACCUUCAGAGUGGAGCAGAAGGUGAAUCGCGAGACGUUUCAGGACAUGUUGGAUGCUUUCUUCAAAGACAGGGAAGUGCUACACGUGCUCCAGUCGAUGACUAGCGCCCGGGUGUUUAGCCCGUCGAAGGUGUCGGUCAGAUGGCAGGAGAUGAGCACCAAGGUUGUCAGCAUGUCCUUCUUCAACAAGUUGGAAGAAGCUGGAUGCAUCAGCAGCUCAGGCCACAUCCGGGGCCGACUGGAGGAAGAUUGGGAGGAUGUCCCAAUCGUGAACCUGAUUCGGGAGGCGAUCCUGAUGGAGGAGAGCGAGCUUUACGACACCUUCUCCCCGGAAGACCGGCGCGAGUUUCUUUUACGCAUCUUCCAGCACCUGAUCUUCGGAGGUGCUUCGAACCAGUACGAGGAUCACAUUGAGGACUAUUUCAAGGCCACCAAGGCGGUCUACAAGGACCUGCUGUCCGUCCGGCGCAGCGACACUGGAGACGUGGAGGUGCUCUCCACAGUGGCCUCUGUGCAGUCUCUGGGGGAGGGAGGCGCCUUGUACCAGAAGGACAGCUUGCUGAACUUUUGCUACGUCAUCCACGACCCAGUUGUAAGGCACGUCAAGGUGUGGUACUUUGGCUUCCGGCCGCUGUGGUGACGGCCAGCUUGGCAUUUGGGCAUCGGUAAGAAGGAGAAGGGGGUUGUUUGCUUGGUCCCUUCAUCUGCCAAUUUCUGCCAUGCCUGGUGCUUCAAAGAUCUUCAGCAUCAGU
Molecule: messenger RNA, 956 nt
Organism: Effrenium voratum
Lineage: Eukaryota; Dinophyceae; Suessiales; Symbiodiniaceae
Source: the annotation of a GenBank genome assembly